CGAUGAUUGUAUCGUAAAUUGUGCCUAAAACUCUUGUAUGCAUUGAGUGUGUAGUAAGGCUAUAAAUAAGAAAAAGAUGGGAUCCUCUUACUUGCUCGCCUACCUUCUUAUUCAGGCCCUAACGUCCUAUUUGGCCUACGCCACUGAUCCUAAUCAGCUGCAAGAUUUCUGCGUUGCGAUAGAUGAGCCAAAUAAUGCAUUGUUUGUGAAUGGGAGGUUCUGUAAGAAUCCAAUGGCCGUCAAAGUCGAGGAUUUCCAUUUUCAAGGGCUAGACAGGCCAGGAAACACACACAACCAGGUAGGCUCUAAUGUGACACGAGUGACAACAGACAACCUUCCCGGGCUCAACACCCUCGGCUUAUCAUUGGCUAGGAUCGAUGUUGCACCUUACGGCGUAAAUACUCCCCACCAUCACCCUCGCGCCACUGAGGUCCUCACAGUUCUUGAAGGAACCUUUUACGCCGGUUUUGUAACCUCAAAUCUCCCAAAUGGUGAAAACAAGUUAUUUGCCAAGGUGCUUAACAAAGGAGAUGUCUUCAUUUUUCCUCAAGGUCUCAUUCACUUUGAGUCCAAUAUUGGUAAGACUCCUGCUGUUGCACUUUCAGCAUUUACCAGCCAAAAUCCUGGUGUUGUCACCACUGCUGCUGCUAUAUUCGGGGCUGAGCCACCUAUUUCAGUCGACGUUCUAACUAGGGCAUUCCAGCUUGAUGCUAAUAUUGUAAGGAACCUUCAGUCACGCACUUUUGGAUAAGGCUCUGAUUCGAGAAUUUGAAAUAUUUGCUUCGUAAAAAAUAAUGACCAAGUGAUUUGGUCUUGGUUUAAAAUGUGUUGCUUGACUUUUAUAUGAUUGUAUUGUAUUCUUGUUGUUGAUUAAAAGAUAUAAAAGAGAAUUACUAGUUCAA
This is a messenger RNA of Beta vulgaris subsp. vulgaris (sugar beet), 902 nucleotides long. RefSeq names its product germin-like protein subfamily 1 member 17. Gene Ontology annotation, cellular component: cell wall. The coding region runs from base 77 to 751 and encodes 224 amino acids. The transcript has 2 exons. Gene Ontology annotation, molecular function: manganese ion binding. NCBI's taxonomy places the organism in Eukaryota, Viridiplantae, Streptophyta, Magnoliopsida, Caryophyllales, Amaranthaceae. The record is from RefSeq and is a predicted model, not a curated record.